This is a messenger RNA of Hippoglossus stenolepis (Pacific halibut), 7686 nucleotides long. RefSeq names its product polycomb protein suz12-B. Bases 539 to 2917 code for a protein of 792 amino acids. The transcript is spliced from 19 exons. Gene Ontology annotation, molecular function: chromatin DNA binding. The record is from RefSeq and is a predicted model, not a curated record. Lineage: Eukaryota; Metazoa; Chordata; Actinopteri; Pleuronectiformes; Pleuronectidae. Gene Ontology annotation, cellular component: ESC/E(Z) complex; nucleus.
CUAUCCCAACUUGCAAACAGGCGCCCGGCAAGAAGUACUGUGAGGUCUGGUGAAACGAUGGCGUCUAAACCACAGGGAACGUGCUUUAUUUCUGGCUUUAAUCAGUUGUCGAUUAGCGGCAGCUUUCGUUGAGUUAAUUGGGGAAGUCACAGUGUCGGAGAAUGCUAACCGGUUAGCCCGGCGUCGUUGCUAGCUGGCUAAGGAAGUUAGCCAGUUAGCUAGCAAGCCGCGUCAGCUUGCCGGAGGCUGUUCUCUUGUUUCGCGCAAUUCAAGCCUGUGGACGGAGCUUUGUAACUUUCAGACGAUCGCUGAAAGGAAAACCUUGGAUUGUGUCUUCACUAAUUUUUAAUGUGAUUCAGUGAAACUUCCAUCGUCUUGUUUAGAAAUGAGGAGUCAACACAGUUUCUCCUGAGCGGCUGGUUCUCUGCCAGCGCUGCUCUUUUGUUUUGACAAAGGAGAAGGAACUGAGUUUCUUUCCCACAUCAGGUGGGGGUAAAGUUUCUUUGGCCGCUUUUUUAUUUGUGUAUUUGUCGCGGCGAUGGCUCCACACAAGCAGAGCUCCUCAGGUGGGAGCCACCCGUUGGGCUGCGGUCCCGGAGGAAAAGCCAACGGGUUUCACCAGGCAUCGUCCUCCGCCUCCUCCUCCUCCUCCUCCUCCUCCGCGGUGGUCGCAGCCAAGAAGCCCAACAUGCAACAGAUUCAAGCCGACCACGAGUUGUUCCUGCAGGCCUUCGAGAAACCAACUCAGAUCUACAGGUUCCUCCGCACCAGGAACUUAAUCGCUCCCAUAUUCUUGCACAGGACUCUAACCUACAUGUCCCACAGAAACUCAAGGAAUAAUGGCAAAAGGAAAAGCUCCAAGGUGGACAAUCUGCUGUUUAAAGUGGAGAAGAUGAGGGGAGAGCUAGAGACUAACAGCUUGGCCUCUAACCUCCAGCUCACCUUCACUGGUUUCUUUCAUAAAGCUGGGAAACCAUCUCAGGACUGUGAGAAUGAGCAGAACUCUGUGUCGCUGGAGGUGCUGCUGGUCAAAGUUUGUCACAAGAAGAGGAAGGAUGUGAGCUGUCCAGUGAAGCAGGUCCCCACAGGGAAGAAGCAGGUUCCCCUGAACCCGGACACGGGCGCUGGAGUCCAGGCCAAGCCGAGCUCCUCCCCCUCCCUGCUGGUCCCCAGCAGCGAGUUUGAACCCAGCAACUCUCACAUGGUCAAGUCUUACUCGUUACUGUUCAGAGUGUCACGGCCCGGAUUCCCCCGAACACAAGUCAACGGCCUGACCAACGGAGAGAGUCACCACAACAGAGAUUUUACAGAGGAAGUGGUUAACAGGAAGAGGAGGAGCUCCUCUCUCAGGGAGGAGGGAGAAGCCACAUUUGUGGCUCAGAUGACCGUCUUUGAUAAAAACAGACGUCUGCAGUUGUUAGACGGAGAGUACGAGGUGUCGAUGCAGGAGAUGGAGGAGUGUCCUGUCAGUAAGAAGAGGGCAACCUGGGAAACCAUCCUGGAUGGAAAGCGUCUACCUCCAUUUGAGAGUUUUUCCCAGGGUCCCACGCUGCAGUUCACCCUGCGUUGGACCAGCGACUCCUCCGAUCGCUCUACUGCACCUGUGGCUAAACCUCUGGCCACCCGCAACUCUGAGACCAACCAGGACACCAGACCCAGCACGCUGAGAGCAACGCAGACACUGGCUCUAAAAGAAUCGAUCAACACUGAUGUACAAAGCAGAAGGGAACAAAUCUCAGCAGAGCCCAGACAGAAACUACGCAUCUUCUACCAGUUCCAGUACAACAACAACACUCAGCAGCAGACAGAGGCCAGAGACGACCUCCACUGUCCCUGGUGUACGCUCAACUGCAGGAAGCUCUACAGUCUGAUCAAACACCUCAAACUGUCCCACUCCCGCUUCAUCUUCAACUAUGUGCCACAUCCUAAAGGUGCAAAGAUUGAAGUCUCCAUCAACGAUGGUUAUGAUGGUUCCUACGCAGGAAAUCCUCAGGACAUCCACAACCAGCCAGGCUUUGCCUUCAGCAGGAAUGGCCCCGUCAAGAGGACCGUCGUCACCAACGUGGUCGUCUGCAGACCCAAGAGGAUGAAGCCAAGUCUGUCUGAGUUUCUGGAGUCGGAGGACGGCGAUCAAGAGCAGCAGAGGUCGCAUAUCAGCGGACACAACCGCCUCUACUUCCACAGUGACAGCUGUGUGCCUCUGCGGCCUGAGGAGAUGGAGGUGGACAGUGAGGACGAGAAGGACCCUGACUGGCUCAAAGAGAAAACCGUUAAGCAAAUCGACGAGUUCACAGACGUCAAUGAGGGCGAGAAGGAGAUCAUGAAGCUGUGGAACCUGUACGCCAUGAAGCGCGGCUUCAUCGCAGAUAACCAGAUGAACAAGGCUACUCUAGUGUUCGCCAAGCAACACGGCGCCCACAUCGUCAAACACAACCUCUCUCGCAACUUCCUGCUGCACCUGGUCAGCAUGCACGACUUCAACCUGGUCAGCACGCUGACCAUUGACCAGGCCAUGGCCGGACUCCGCCUCCUCCAGAGCCAGGCAACUCAGAGUGACAAAGACGAGGAGGAGGAGGAGGAAGAGGAGGACUGGGAGACAGCUGUGGAGUCCCAGCCAGAGCUGGAUCCUGAACCAGACCCAUCUGAGUAUAAACCCUGCAGUGACGAGAAGGGCAACCACGGGGGUCGGGGGAAGCAGGAGGAAGAGAAGCAGGAGGAAGAGGAGCAGGUGGACGAGGAGCAGGUGGAUGAGGAGCAGGAGCAGGAGGAAGAGAAGCAGAAGGACGAGGAGCAGGAGGAAGAGAAGCAGAAGGACGAGGAGCAGAAGGACGAGGAGCAGAAGGACAAGGAGCAGAAGGACGAGAAGCAGGGGGACGAGGAGCAGGAGGACGAGGAGCAGAUGGAAGAAGAGCAGUGACAGAGAGGAUGUGAUACAGAUCCAAAACAGGACAUGGAUUUGAAAAACUGAUGCUACAAACCAGAAUCAAGAAAAGGCGACGGACAGACAAACAAACAAACAAACAGGUGUUAAAACACUCAAUUCACUGCAGGGUUCGUAUUUUCAUCAGAAAUGAGACAAACUUUUUAUCACAAAAGUCGUUUGUUUUUCUCAGUUUUCACACAUUUAAACUGGAGAAAUGCUUCGAAGCUCAAUACUCAUGGAAGUGAAGAAUUCAGUCCACCAGGUAAACUAAUGAAUCAAGCUCAGCCUUGAGUCUUGAUUUGUAGCAAUAGAUUUAAUAGAAAUAAAGCACGUGGUGAUCUAGAUUUUUCUAAUUGUCGACAAAUGCCGCAACAAAUGCAAAACAACCAAGUGUUACUUCUCAACGCUUUCCAACUUCUCCCCCGUCUGUAGCUCUCAGCUCAAAACACACUGGUUUGUCCGUAGCACAAAUCUUAAAUUUCAAACAAAGCUGUUUUUUAACGGGAGGAAAUAGUGCAUUUGUUUAGGACUAUUUUCAGUGACGGAUUCAUAGAAGAUUUGUUGCUCUUUUGAGUAUUUGGGGCAGCAGGUCGAUGUGUGUGUGGGACUGAAACACACUAGUAUUUGACCCACACACUUGUUUGCAGGAGACAGUCAUUGUUUGUUUGGAUCAUUUAGGGAUUUGUUGACGAUAAGAAAAUGUAAGAAUGAGACGAGCCGACAAGUUUUUUCUGUUGGUAUAGUUUCUUUGUCAAUGUUCAAAACUAACUAUAAUUGAAAAGUGGAUGAUCUGAGGGUGAGAAGAGCCGAUCGCUGACCUUCCACAUCAUAAACUGUAAACAAAGAUGGACGGCGCGUCUCAACUUCCUCCUGUCAAACAAAAAUGAAGCUAAGAGAUCUUAGAUACUGAUGCCGCCAUCUUGUGCUGGUGACUUCAUUUGGAGCCAGAUCAGGAGUGAUCGUGGAGUGGAGCUCCCACGAUACACCCACCAAACCAAUCACCUCUUUUUCAUUUCAUCACUUGAAACCAAACUUAUCAGAAACAUGAACACUUGAACAAACGUCAGUGUGAUAAGAACUAGAUAAAAUGACAGAAACUUUGUUAAAUGUGUACUUCAUUUUUUUUUUUUUGUUUCCUUGUCCCAUCUGCUAAUAUGGAUAAGGCUGGAUUUAUGUACUAUACUGCAGCCAACCACAAGGGGGCAAGGAGACUCUUUGGCUUCACUUUCUGGAGCUUGUCAUGUUGUCCAUCUUGAUUUAUAGUCACACCUGCAGAACCCUGAAACAUCAACUGGAGAUGACAGGUUAUACUUCUCUUUUUUUUUUUUUAAACGAGUCAUUUCUCAACUGGGGUUUGGUUUAUUUUCCUCGAUGCAGCACCUGCCCACUUCACCUGUUAUGUACAUAAGACUUUGUGUAUCUAUAUGUAAUAAAUUAGCUUUUGAAUAUGGAUGUUCAGAAACCUGAACACCAUGCGGGAGUAUUUGUUAGCUUCUUAGUUUACAGACCAAAGGGGAUUAAUUUGCUACAGAUUUCCUCGUUCCUGUUUCGCGUCUCCUGUGAAAAUGAAAAACACGAUUUCUGCGAAGCAGACUCAGGCUGAAUCAUCCGACAGCAUGUCACUGCCUCAAAUGCUCUGACGGAACAAGCACCCGGUGCAAAUGCUGGUGCUGCCUUAUAGUUUUAAGUUUUACUGCUCAGUUUUGAUCGCAGUAUGAGCAUCCAGAUGUGACCAGCUGUUGGGAACUGGCACUAAUGCAGACAUUUUCAAGUUUGAUGGGAACAGUUGAUUUUAUGUGUAACUCUCAUGUUUCAGUGCCGCUCUUUAAAAGCUUUACAUCAGUCAGACGUCGGACGGUGACUGACCCAGCGAGCAGAAAACUGGUUUAAUACGUGACAGUUCUGAGUGUCGUUCUGAGCACUUUUUCUUUUAUCAGAGUUUGCUGUUCAUUUUAAAGUACGUUUUUUUGGGGUUGUUUUUUUCACAUGAGACCAGCAGCAUUUUGCACAGUACAAGAAGAGCCAUGUCAAGAAAACAAGACUUUUCUUCAACAAUAAUGUAAAACUAGCUGAGUCAAAAUGGUUGUUUAUUAAAAAGAACAAUUUUGUACAAUUUUCAGAAACAUGGUCCAUUUCUUUCAACAACCUCAUUUAUCACAUGUACAAAACACAUUUAGGCCAUUUACUGAAACUUGUACCAGAUUAUCUAACACAGUACUGACCUAUCAAAGCAGAAAUAUUAGAAUACCAAAAAUCACACGGAUUUGUCUUAACUUCUGUCAAAUUAAAGUUUUAUUUUGAAAAUCUGUUGGUAUUAUUUCUGCCUGGUCUCAUGGCAACAACAGUUCAUCGUGUGAGGAGCGUCCAACAAUGUUUAUCCUUAUUCCCUCUGCCAAGGAUGUAAUGUUUUUGCAUGUGAUUGUUUGAUUGCAUGAUUACACAAAAACUACUGGACAGAUUACCACAAAGCUUGGUGGAGGAAUGCGGUAGGGGUCGGGGAAGAACUUUGGUGUGGAUCCAGAUCAGGGGGUGGAUCCAGGAUUUUUCUACUUUAACGUUGUGUGAUUAACAUUUUUCACAGAUUUUUAUAGAAUAAUUAAUGGAUCUUGAUGAAAAAAACAGGCGUGUUUAGGGGGUAUUUAUGAGUGGGUUAAAUCUGGUGCAAUUUGAUAGAGGUAUGAGGUCUGAGUGAUAUUGUAGUUUCUAAUUUGUAUUCUUAUUCGCUCUUAUUUCAAAAAGGUAAUAAGUCAGACUGUGUCUCUCAGCGAUGAUCAUAUUAAGGUAAACAUUUCUCUGAUUGGCUCAGAGGUCAGGUGAGUCGCACUACUUUGUACCUGUGUGCAAGAAAAACUAAUGUGAGGCUGUGGGGGGGAAAUGAAGCUGUUGUCCCAGAUGAUAUGUCGUGUGCUAUGUGCAACUUUACCACUAGGGGUCGUUUUAAAACAAAAACUAAAUUCGGAGUUUGGCAGAAGCAGCGUGGGAUCAUGGGAGUUGUGUUCCCUGCGGUCAGCUCCUCCUGGUUUGGAUUGGGUCAGGGGGGUUUUAGCUGGAGCUGAAUUCUUCUCGGAUCUCUCCUCCUCCAUAAGACCCACAGAGCCGCGGAUCAAAUCCAGUCAAAACACCGACUGAACAAGUUUCACGUUAAAAAUCAAUGUUUCUCUGACCGAGUCUGGUUUUCGACCACAGCGCUGACGCAUGCGCCAUAGGGAGUAUAUUUAAAGACACUUUAUGUGCAGCUUCCGUGUCAAAAUGUCUAAAAAUAACCAGACUUGCUUUAUAAAUAUUUAACUCAGUUGUGUUCCUUCAUUUCCCCAAGUGUCUCCAGAGAUUUUCAAACCUGGAGAAAUCAGUAAGUUGUGUCCACUGUGGUGGUUCGUUUCAUCCGGUCGCCUGUGGAUGACGUCACAGCCCAAACACCGGAUGAGGCAGACUCUCGGAAGAAGAAGAUGUUGAAGUAGUUUGAAUUAUGAUGGUGGCUCUUUCUUCUUUUCACUUCAUUCUGUCGUGAUGGAUCAUCUCUACUCGCUCCCGUACGGCGCGCAGCCUCCCGCGGAUUCUGUGCCCGAGAUCACGCCCGAGGUGCAGCAACCAAACGGGGGAGAACUGCGCUUACUGCGCGACCGGAUGCAGGCGAAGACCAGGGUGAACAUCGGCUUCGCUUUCCCAAGAUGGAGGGCGCUCCGGACCAAGCUGGGGAUACGGAAAGACGCCGAACUGGCGUUGGUUCUACUGGACAGCCUCUCGAAGAAGAGAGUUCAGGAGGAGGCUGGUAUUGAUCCUCAAACCCCUGUUAUCAACUGUAAAGACUCAUGGGAAACGGCCAGUGAAGAAAGUGCAUCUGAUGAGGACUGUGUUGCAUCGAUUAGUCUGAGACUCUGCAGUCGCCCUGCAGAAGAUUCAGAUGGAAGAGGUGAAAGAACAGAAGAAGAAUGACGAAUCUGAAGAUAACGGAGCUCCCAAACUCCAGCAGAUCGACAGAGUGACUCUUAAAACACAAGGACCUUCCAGCCCGAGUGGAGGAACGAGCAGCCGAAGAAGAGGCAGUCCACCGCCUGGUCCACCAGCCAAUCAAACACCACCUCCCGGUUCCCUGAGCCAAUGGUCACCCUCAGCUUAAAGUUGCACCCUUCGCUCAGGUUAUUGUUGCUGAUUGGAAACAGGUUCACCACUUCCAUGUCAAAGGUCACAGCAGAGCCGGUGGUGAUGGCGGGCAGCUGGUUGGUCAUCUCUUUACCGUUUACAAAGACAGCACCUGAGCGGAGAAACAUCAACACCUGUUGCAGCACGCCAUGGGAGGAAACUGAAAUUUCAGACUUUUUUUUUGGUAACUUGAAAACAUUCUCUCUGAAAUGCGCUGAAAGAAAACAAGCCUAAAAAAGCAGAAUUAUUUGAAUUAUAAUUUAUACUUUUAAGCUCCAUGUGAGAUGAUCAGAAAUCUUUGAAAGUUUUGAAUGCAGAUAAACUUUGAUAUCGCACCAACAACAAAAAUGAUUUAACUGAUAUUUUCUACAGUUAUUCCUGCUUUUUGCAGUUUAAGCCACAGUGCAGCUACAUUUACUCUACGUUUGAGUAUAAUCUGUCACUGUUGCUAUGGUUACGCCUGCAGUCUAUCUUUAUAGAUAGAUGAAGAACUUAAGAGCAUGUGUGGACAGAGACUAAGUCCUAAAAUGAAAAAGUAAUAGUGUGGAUGUAUCCUUCAUCUCUUCAGUUGCAUCAAAUGCUUUACUGUCGUGAAAUGAACAAUAAAGUUGUUUUUUUUUAAA